Messenger RNA from Marmota monax (woodchuck), 11552 nucleotides. RefSeq names its product zinc finger and BTB domain containing 1 (gene Zbtb1). The transcript has 3 exons. NCBI's taxonomy places the organism in Eukaryota, Metazoa, Chordata, Mammalia, Rodentia, Sciuridae. The coding region runs from base 409 to 2550 and encodes 713 amino acids. Gene Ontology annotation, biological process: regulation of cytokine production; negative regulation of transcription by RNA polymerase II; regulation of immune system process. Gene Ontology annotation, molecular function: protein binding. The record is from RefSeq and is a predicted model, not a curated record.
GAACUGGUGGGCAGACCCGGAGUCGCCGCGUAAGCGGGGCCGGCUCAGUGCGGUGCGGCAGGCGCGGCUGUGCGGCAGCGGAAGUCCUUUGUUGCAGCACAGUCCCUGGCAGAGCCAGAGUCUCUCCGCGCAGCCCAGCCCGAGCUCAGCGCGCCGCCGCCACUGCAGCUCGCGGCCCCUUCGCCUCCGCCCGCCUUUCCCGCGGCUGAUUUGCCUUAAACUCCCUAAAAUCUCCGCAGCCCGGGUUCCUGCUGCGGCGGCCUAUAAGAGACUGAAAUGGUGAACAGAAGGAGGUCAGCAUACCUUUUAGAAGUAACAGCUGUUGGCUUGACAAGGGGACAGAAAAAUACCAGCAAACCAACCAACAAACCACCAUCUCCAAAAGCAGGUGUCUCUAAUUAAUAGAAGAUGGCAAAACCCAGCCACAGCAGCUACGUCCUUCAGCAGCUAAACAACCAAAGAGAAUGGGGUUUUCUCUGUGACUGUUGUAUUGCAAUUGAUGACAUUUACUUUCAAGCCCACAAAGCCGUUCUAGCUGCCUGCAGCUCCUAUUUUAGAAUGUUUUUCAUGAACCAUCAACAUAGUACUGCACAACUGAAUCUCAGCAAUAUGAAAAUUAGUGCUGAGUGUUUUGAUCUCAUUUUGCAAUUUAUGUAUUUAGGAAAAAUUAUGACAGCUCCCUCCAGUUUUGAGCAGUUUAAAGUGGCAAUGAACUACCUACAGCUGUACAAUGUUCCUGACUGCUUAGAAGAUAUACAGGAUGCAGAUUGUUCUAGUUCAAAAUGUUCAUCUUCUGCUUCCAGCAAACAGAACAGCAAAAUGAUAUUUGGAGUAAGAAUGUAUGAAGACACUGUGGCUAGAAAUGGAAGUGAAGCCAAUAGGUGGUGUGCAGAGCCAAGUUCAACAGUAAAUACACCACAUAAUAGAGAGCCUGAUGAAGAAUCUUUACAAUUAGGUAAUUUUCCUGAACCACUAUUUGAUGUAUGUAAAAAAAGUUCUGUGUCCAAAUUAUCUGCUCCAAAAGAACGUGUAUCGCGACGCUUUGGACGGAGUUUUACCUGUGACAGCUGUGGAUUUGGCUUUAGUUGUGAAAAAUUAUUAGAUGAGCAUGUGUUGACCUGUACUAACAGACAUUCAUACCAAAAUACAAGAUCUUACCACCGAAUAGUAGAUAUUAGAGAUGAAAAAGACAGUAACAUCAAAGCUGAAUUUGGUGAAAAGGAUUCUUCUAAAACAUUUUCUGCACAGACCGACAAAUACAGAGGAGACACAAGCCAGGCUCCUGAUGAUUCAGCUUCAACCACUGGAAACAGGAAAAGUAGCACAGUGGAGUCUGAAAUAGCCACUGAAGAAAAAAGCAGAGCUGCUGAGAGGAAAAGAAUCAUUAUCAAGAUGGAGCCAGAAGAUAUUCCUGCAGAUGAGCUGAAAGAUUUUAACAUUAUUAAAGUUAAUGAUAAAGACUGUAACGAAUCCACUGACAACGAUGAAUUGGAAGAUGAACCCGAAGAGCCGUUUUAUAGAUACUAUGUUGAAGAAGACGUCAGCAUUAAAAAAAGUGGUAGGAAAACUCUAAAACCUCGGAUGUCAAUAAAUGCUGAUGAAAGAGUUGGUUUAGAAAAUAUGAGACCCCCUAACAACAGCAGUCCAGUUCGAGAGGAUACUGAAAAUGCAUCUUGUGAGCUAUGUGGACUCACAAUAACCGAAGAGGACCUGUCAUCUCAUUACCUAGCCAAACACAUUGAAAAUAUCUGUGCAUGUGGUAAAUGUGGACAAAUACUUGUCAAGGGUAGACAACUUCAGGAACAUGCCCAAAGAUGUGGAGAACCCCAAGAUCUGACAAUGAAUGGGUUAGGAAAUACUGAGGAGAAAAUGGACAUGGAAGAAAAUCCUGAUGAGCAGUCUGAAAUAAGAGAUAUGUUUGUUGAAAUGUUGGAUGAUUUUAGGGACAGUCAUUACCAGUUAAACAGUAUCCAAAAAAAGCAGUUAUUUAAGCAUUCUGCCUGUCCUUUUCGAUGUCCUAACUGUGGCCAGCGUUUUGAAACUGAAAAUCUAGUGGUUGAACAUAUGUCUAGCUGCCUAGACCAAGAUAUGUUUAAGAGUGCCAUCAUGGAAGAAAAUGAAAGAGAUCACAGGCGAAAGCAUUUCUGUAAUCUGUGUGGAAAAGGAUUUUAUCAGCGGUGUCAUUUAAGAGAACACUAUACUGUUCAUACUAAGGAAAAACAGUUUGUUUGUCAGACAUGUGGAAAGCAGUUUUUAAGAGAACGUCAGUUGCGUCUGCACAAUGAUAUGCACAAAGGCAUGGCCAGGUAUGUCUGUUCCAUUUGUGAUCAAGGAAACUUCAGAAAACAUGACCAUGUACGGCAUAUGAUUUCUCAUUUAUCUGCUGGUGAGACUAUAUGCCAGGUCUGCUUUCAGAUAUUCCCAAAUAAUGAACAAUUGGAGCAGCACAUGGAUGUUCAUCUGUAUACAUGUGGAAUAUGUGGAGCAAAAUUUAAUUUGAGGAAAGAUAUGAGAUCACAUUAUAAUGCCAAGCAUUUGAAAAGAACCUAAGUGAUUUUUCUACUGUACUAAUGUCUAGUUGAUAGCAGACAAAACACCAAAGCAAAAAGGAUAUGAGCUAUUUAGAAAUUGAUUUUAUAAGAUGAAUUGUUUUUAAAAAUAUUCAAGUCCCUUUUAUCUUUAAUAUUUUUGUUUAGGAUAUUAAGUUUCUACAUUUUAGGCGUUAAAAUGUUUUUAUCAUUUUUUGUUGUUUCUAAUAGCAUUCUUUGUUUCUAGUUUUCUUAGCUUGGAUUAAAAUUACUUUUACAUGUAGACGAUAAGUGGCUGUUACCCCUUCAAUGACUAUUAAACUUUAGUUUUUUUUAUCAAUAAGGUGAUGACUUCACUAUUUUUAUGUGUUUUUUUUUUUUAAGGUUAUCAUGUGAAAUUUAAAACCCAAUAUGAUUGGCCAUUCCUGUUUAAAUUUUAAAAAGUAUUUAUUUGAAACUGCCCUAUUUCAUUGUUAGCAUUUUUUUCUUUUUCUUUUUUCUUUUCCCAGUUGAACAGUGGGUUAGCUACUGUUUAUUCUCCCUUAUUAUCAAUGAAAUUCAUAUUCUUAAAUUGACAAGCUUAUUAGGCAAGUUAGGUGCACUGAAUCUAACCUUUAAGGUUGACAUGGGCUCAAACUUGGCCUAAAAAGAUUGAUGGACCUGAGGAAAUUCCUAUAAAUGAACAUUUCCUAUAACUGAUAAAAUAUUAUCAUUUAAUAAUCACAUUAAAAACUUAUAUUAAGUGUAAAUCCCAAUGGCUUUCCCUCACUUGAGAAACUUGUGGGGAUAAGCCAUUUUGUUUUAUGAUAUUAAAUUUAACUAUGAUAGUUAAUUAAAAAGACAUCUUGUAUUCAUUAAAAAUAUUUUUAAUUUAAAAUAUUCUUGAUUUUCUAAAGUGUGUUAGUUUACCAAUUAUUUUUGUUUAUAAAUAGACUUUAAUAGUGCUCUAGAAGUAUGACAUCUAAAGGAAAAUAUGAUUUAAAAUUACAUACUUUUGGAACUUUGAGAUUCGAGAAAGUUGCCAUGUAUAUUGAUAAAUCUAAUAAAAUAAAUCAAUUAUAAAUCUGGUUGUUCUAUAAAAGUAGAGUGCACAAAAAAUGUGUUGUGUUUUAUACUAAGAUUUGGAGAAAAUGUGUCGUGGCAAAUUGCAGUUUAUCACCAUGCUUUAUUAUUAUUUUCUGUAAAGGAUACAAAAUUUGAGGAUUAUAAAAUAAUCAGCAUAUAAAUGGAAAUAGUUUAUCAUUUUCAAUUAAAGUAGUUUGUUAGUUGUUAUUGACAGAGGGUCUACAUCAUUUACAUGUGAAUUAAAACACUGGCAAACCUGACCCACCAAUAAACACAUCUACUGAAUAGAAUGCCUAUUAAUGUGAAUUACUUGUAACAUAAUACCCUUCUUAUAAUUAAAAGGAUUUUAGUUAACUCUCCUAUAUUUAAAAUAUAAUUUUGUGAUUAUGAGCAAUAGUUUAAUGGCAUUGCUUUUUGUUCACAUCAGAUUUUUAAAUAAGUAAUUUUUAUACAGUUUACAUAAAAGAACAAGUUGCCAAGAGAAUUGAGAGACAUAUUGGCUAGUAAAGAUUUAGUUGAAAGUAUUAGAGCAGAGUGAGUACAGAGACUUAGAGGGAUAUGUUCAAAUUGUUGAGGUUAGGAAUAGCACAGGAGCCAGGGCAGAAUUAAUGUGAAGUAGAGAAGCACAAGAAGAUAAAACAAGAAAUCAAGAAUUUUUUUUUUUUUUAAAGCCACACAGUUAACAGAGAAUGCAGGAAAAAUGAGUUCCCCUUAGUCUUAGAUUUAGUUGUUUAUCAAAUACUUAAAUUGGAAAUGCAAUUUAAAAUGAAAUAUAAGAUGCAUAUAUAUAUUACUGUUAGGAACUUGAUAACCAAAAGCUCUCAGAAAGUAGUGUAAAGAGAUAAGAUAAACCAAAUUUCCUAACUACAUGAUAUCUUAGUGGACAUGAUCUUCAGGGUCACUUUUUGCUACCCUCAUCAAAAUUUUUGUUGCAGCGGCUUUCCCCACUAUUGGGGUGGGGGGUGGGGAGGGCUUUUUUCUAAAUACUACCUCUUUGAAGAAAGGAUUAUUUAUUCCAUUGGGGAGGGGUUGUGUGAUUUUGUACUUUGCCAUGUGCUAACAGCCAACAAUUAGCAACCAAAUAUAUAAACAUUAUCUUAGUUUUACAUGACACAGAUGUUUAUAGUUUCACAAAGUCACACCUCAUGAUGUAUUUCUUCUUGUUUCAUAUGUCACAGGACACACUUGUUUUGGAAUUAGCUACAGGGUAGUACAGGCUUCUCCAAGUGGAAAGUAUAAUUUUCCUUAUCAAACAGUUCAUUCAAAAGCUAUGUGGCUUUUAAAAUUAAGGGAAGCUCAGCACAGUGACACAUGCCUGUAGUCCUAGUGACUUGGGAGGCUGAGGCAAGAGAAUGCAAAUUUGAGGCCAACCUCGGCAGUUUAGCAACUUAGUGAGACCCUGUCUCAAAAUAAAUAAAAAGCACUGGGGAUGUAGUUUGGUAGAGCACCCCUGGGUUCAAUCCCAUAUCAAAAUAAAACAAAAUUAGGGGAAAUGAAAAAUGCCCAACACCUUAGCCAGACUCAACUUCCUUUCACCUCCAUCCUCUGUUAGCAUGGAGCCUCUUAAAGAGCUCUAACUCCUUUGCUAUUGCUUCUUGCUCUCCUGUGCUGUGAAGAGAAUGAAGACUGGAAGUUGUCUGCUGUUCAUAUAACACACGUCUUUAGGCUCCAAAUUUUAAAAAAAGGAAAAUCUAGAUAGAUGGAGUAGGAUCUUGUUCCCGUUUCAUCCUGACACCAUUUUGUUUGAAAAGACCUUUUGUUCUUGCCACUACCAAUUCUUGGAUUCCUUUUUUUCUUCCAUACUGGGAUUAAACCCAGGGGCACUUUACCACUGAGCUAUAUACCCACCCUUUGUAAUUAUUUUGAAGCAGGGUCUCACCAAGUUGCCCAGGCAGACUUUGAACUUGUCAUCCUACUGCCUCAGCCUCCUGAGUAGCUGGGAUAACAGACAUGCAUCACUGUGCCUGGCUAGUUUUUUGGAUUUCUUUAUGUAUAAUGAGCAAUCCCAGACUAAAUUUUUUAUCUUGUGGCGCUAGUGAUCAAACCCAGUGCCUUGCGAGACAUGUUAGGCAAGUGCUCUAACACUAAGCUACAUCCUCAGGCCUAUUUUUUCUAAAAAGCAAGAAAUCCUGGCGGAAUAGUCAGCUUUUAACAAACUUGCCACUAAUUACAGUGCAAUUUGGAUGUUCUAUAACUUUUUAGUAAAUAAGACCCUCACACCCAGAGAUUAAUAAAACAUAGCCAAGGCCAUAGUAGAUUAGGAUUCAGAAGUUUGUCUUAAUUUCCCAUAUUAUUAAAGUAAAAAUAUUCAGAGAAAUGAGCCAUAUGAGUAAACUGGUAUUUGGCAAAUGUUUAAUUACUACAAAGUAAUUAACAGUUUGACUAUGGACAAAAAUUAAGUUAGAAAAAAAUCUUCCAGAGGGGCUAGUUACAAUAAUAAGAAUUAAAAUAAGGAUGGUGUUUGCUAGAGCUGACACUAGUUAAAAGGAAAAAUAAUGGACAAGAAAGAUGUUGUACUGUAAUUAAAAGCAAAAAAAAUAUGAAUAGGAUAUAAAAAUUGAAGUAAAUAAAACAUUUGAAGAUUAUAGGUGAGAUGAAUAGAGAUUAAAAUAAAUUGAUUAGAUUAAAAUAAUUAUAGGCUGCCUAACUGAAUAAGAGUGAUGAACAUAUCAAGGCUAUGCCUGAAUACUUGAGAUACUUUUAUAUUCUAAACAAUGGGAAGAGGCUGGUGAUAGCUGGCAACUUCUCACUGGUAACAGGAUACUCAAUCCUCUAUAUCACUACGAAACUUUUCCUACUUAAUGCAUCUCUGGAAAAUCUGCCAAAGAACCAGUGUAAUAGUUGUUAAUAUUUAAGUAUAAAACUUGUCAUUAACAAAAAGCUAAAUAAGUACCAACAGAAAAAAAACCUGGAUAUGUCUGUGCAUACAUAGUUAAGAAUAAAGAAAUUUGGUAUAUCUAAUUUAACUGAGUUUUAUCAUGAAUUAAAAUUGAAAAAUUUUUUUUCCAUUAAUCUGUUUUGAUCAGUCAACUUUCCUCACCAUCCCCUUCUCAGUUGUAAUUAAUGCUUCCCAGGGAUAAAAUGCUAGUGCUCUGAAGGCAUCCUCGCAUCAACAACUUCUAGCAUUGCAGAGCACCAAAAAGCUGUGGGAAAACAUAUCCUUGCAAGAUCCUCCCUAUAUCCUUAAUGUCUGAGGGUGAUAGGUUGGAUGGUAGGAAACUCAAGCAAGUGGAAUUAUAUUUGGUGUUUAGAACUUGAAGCUACAUCACAGAUUUGGAAAUCCAUUAUCCAUUCAAAAUAGGGUUCUCAGUAAUCCCAGUAUCUAUUUAUUUAGGGCUAUAUACUCAAAUGCUUUACAUACAUAAUUUUAAUUAAGCCUCACAGUCUUUUGAGGUAAGUAUCAUACUAAUUUUCUAGACAGGGGACCCAGGUCCAGAAGGGCUGAGUAUUUUUCCUAAAAUCACAUAGAAACUGUAUUAGACCUGGAGUUUGAAUCUAGACCCAACUUUGCCUACAUUACUAUACUUAACCACUAAGCUACUUGCUCCACCUAUCAAGAAGUACAAAGAUGGGCCUUUUCAGGCUCAUGUGAUAAAGGUCCUGUGAGGCUGUGCUCCUUGUUCAUCUCAUCUGCAAUGCCUGGUAAGGGGGCUAGUAAUGGUACCUAAUGAACAUUCUGAGUAAUGUGAAAAUAUGAGAAUGGAAAACAAAAUUUUAUUUGAAUGAGUCAUUCAGAAUGAUGUUUUAGAAAUAAAUAUUAAAUGCUGAUAUGUUUUGAUUUUCUUUCAUUAAAACUUGGAACACUUAGUGGUAUGUCAGCCAUUUGUGGGGGCCUGUGGUAGAAAUCAAUUAAAAAUUACUUUGAAUUCAACUUCUACAUUUCUAUGUCUGUGACUCCCCCCCCCUUUAUUUUCUCUAUUGCUGUCCUUUGUUUUAAUCUCUUCCAUCAAUCUCCAUUUCCUUUUAUUUGUUUUGACACUGAUGAGUUAAGAACUCAUUUGAAAACAAAUGCUCCCAAGAAAAAGCAGAAUGACAGAAUAACCAGUUUCCUCUUUUUGCCUUAACAGAUGAUGUGGAUAAGAAAGUCAUCAUUUCUUUGAUCAAAAAACAGAACACCCCUGAAAAGGGAGAUACUGAGGGAUGAAAUUUACCAAAUUAUAUUGUGUGCAUAUACAAAUAUGUAACAAUGAAUCCCACUAUUAUGUACAAUUGUAAUGCACCAAUAAAAAAUAUGAAAAAAAAACUCUCCCAUUACUGUAUUGUGAUUGCUAAGAUUUAUAAAGCAAUCAAAGUUUGCUUAAAAACAAAAAUUGGAGGGCUGCGGAUAUGGCUUAGAGGUAUAGCCCCUGCCUAGCAUGCUUGAGGCCCUGAGUUCAAUCCCCAGCAUAGCCAAAAAAGAAAAGAAACAAAAGUUGGUUAUUCCAGAGUGUAUAAUUCAACUUAUGAAAGCAUAGAUUUUAGGUGAACUUACAUAGUCUUAUAAAAGAGGAAAAAUAAUUUCAGGAAAUGACAGCUUGCAUAACCACCCUAACCUAGUAGCAAAUUUAAACAUUUAAGUGAAACAACCCCUCCAAUCUGAUUCUAACUUCUGCAUCUACCUGAUUUCUAUACAAUAGUUUCCAUGCUACUACUGGAAUGAUUUAACUACCAUCUAUCUGUCAAACAUUUUUUUCAAGUGAGAAGAUUGAAUUGCAGAUGAUUCUGUGAAUGUCUAUAUAAUCAUUUAAGUGGCCUGCUUUUCACUGCUGUCAAAUUCAAGGACAGAUCAUUUGAUAACAUGGGUGUAGUCUCAAAAAACAGAUGAAAGUUAACUAUAAGUUUAUAUGAAAGGCAAGAGGCAAAAUGGAGUUUAGAAUGUUUGUGUCUGUAACUGACAAUUAGUAAAUAUAAACUAAAUAACAGCUUGUAAAUUCAAGCUAAUUGUGAACCAGUGUAAUAUUGCUUACAUAUUUAUGUACAUACACUUAGUAGAAUUCAGCAUUAAGUUUAAAUCCUACUUAAGCUAUUCCCUUAAUGUAUUUAGGAGAACCAAAUCAUUGAUGCCAUUCAAUAGUGACUAAAUUGUUCUAUCAGAAUCCACACAGAUCACUAGGGGGCAGGAAACUAUUAUAAUAUCUUAAUAUCCUACUCAAUGAACUGACCAAAAAAAGGUGAUGUAAAGAUUACUUGGCUCUGAAUUGAAUAGUCAGUGUACUAAUCAUCAUUGUACUAAGUAAGAAAUCAUACAAUAGCUCAGAGUCAAAGAAUGACAAAUUUUUUAAAAACAUGAUUUCAUGUCAGCCAGGAAAAAUUUGCAUAAUACUCUACUUACCUGAGAAAAGAACAGACAAGCAUUCAGGCUAUAAAUUUCAAAAGUGAAAACCAAUAGUUUAUAGUAGUUGAAUAGGCUCAGCUCAAUUUCUGAUGAAACAAUUCUAAGCACUCUGAUAAUGAAAAUCACCUUUCAAAUGUUUAUGUUCCCUGAUAUGGAAAAAAAAUCAUUUUAAGGGACAAUUUAUUUUUUAAUUAUGGAAUUAUAAUUAUACAAGGCAUUAUAAUUCUAGGCAAAAAUAUAAUUCUACCCAGAAUCACUGGGGCUGGUUAAGACAGUUAUAUGCCUAGGAAUUUGAAGGAAAACUUCUUUCUUGUGUAUGUGUGUACUUCCUUUUCAUUUGCAGAAUAUAUAACAAUAUUUGAGGAAGGCAAUGUUAGCUUCAUGGCUGAAGAGAGUAAAAGGAACAUGCACUUUUAAAUUUGUUUCAAUCAGAAAUUUGUCAUUAAAAAAUACAUUGUAAAACUUUUUAUUUGAAGGAAAAAUGUGUCUUAACUUCUUCCUUCCUACUAUUCUAUUUGUCUGACCUCCUUUUUUAUGUUACGUUUUUGUGCCCAACCAUUUAGUUCAGACCAUACAUGCAAGACAAAAAUAAAAUUCUGCUAAAUAAAUAUAGCAGAAUUGUAUUAGUAAUAAUAAUAUUUGAAAGAUGCAAUGAGUUAUAUUCAAAAGUAAUUGGGUGAUUUUAAAUUCUAGAAACUAUUCUUUUAUUCCUAUUCUUUGUUCUUUUUAACAGUGUGCUGGCCUGGUGCCAAAAGCUAAGAAAUUCUGACCUAAAAAUAUGUUGUAUCUUGUAGACAGUCAACUUGUAAUGUUUUUUUUCUUGAGUUUUGUCUUUUUCUGUGUGGCAGUGGUGAAAUAGGGCCUUCUAAACCUCUGGAGAAGUGACAGAUCUGAAUUUGGAGAGGACAUGGGGAAGAAUCAAUCUUCAACAGAUAAUCUUUAAGUGCAGACCCAGGAAUAUCAGAUCUGAAGUGGCACCAUCUUUUCUGUCUUCCUGACAAACUUCAUCAGCCCCAAAAGUUCCAGUUGCAAAGAUCCAAGAAAAAUAAAGAUCACUUUGGAAUCACUUUGUUAUAACAAAAUUGAUUCAUGGUGACUUUCCUAGUAGUGGUGAAAAAUAUGCUAAAGUUACUGUAAAAUUCUUAUGACAUCAGUGGUUAAAGCUGCACUAAAAUGAAACUUUAUAUGCUAAUUAUCUUCAGUGGUCCCUUCUAAAAUAAAAGGGCUUUGUAGACUACUAUAAAUAUAAAACAAAGAGAUAAUCACAUAUCUCUAAAGAACAUAUAUAAUUCUAAACUUAAAAUAACCAGAAUCAUAGCUUAUAUAUUAAGAAAUGUAGUUAGGCAGUUUUUUAAAAUUCACUGAAAAAUAUGUAGUUUAAGUGUUAAGUAAAAAGACAGGAGUACAGAGAAGGAAAUGUAAGGCCAAUAUUAUAACAAGACAAUCUAGUUAUUACUCACUGUAAGUAACACUUGCCUUCCUUUCUUUGUUUACCAGGCACAUACAAGGUUAUUAAUAUAAGCUCCUCUUUAAGUCUGUUAACUCGAAGAAUGGAGUAGUAUAAUUCCAAUAGUGGUACAUUUUCACAAAUCACAGACACGCUGUUUUCUUCUGAAUUUAGCAAUAUAAUCUAAUAAGGUAGAAUUAAUUUCUGUUAAAUAUUCUCAAUAUUAAUGUACAGUGCCCUGCUCUUCAACUUCAAAAUAAAAUUCAACAAAGUAUUGAGUGAAAUGAUGAUUAACAUUUAACAUUUUUUAAAAAACCUUUCAUGCAGAAAUACUUGAGAUUUUAACCUGGACACAAAUGCAUUACAAUACACACAUACAUACACAUUCUUAACCACAUGACUUAUGACCAUAUUAUUUCCUUAUUGUGAAUAUACUGUACUGUUACCUUUGAAUAAUUAUGUAACCAGUUCUUUAUUGUUUUUAGUGCAAUACCAAGAUGUUAUAUAUUUUUAGAAGUGCUGUCUUAUUUUUAUGCUUAUUUCUUCAAAUAUUGUAGUAAGAAAUUGCACAAAGAGAUCUAACUUUAAAAAUAUACUUAAGAGUAUAUAUGCAGGGAUUAAGUCACUUAAAAACCUUAGCUGCAAGGUAGGAUGAUAACUGAAUAUCUAUUAUAAUAAUUAGACUAGCUGAAAAUCAGAAUUUAUUACAAUGGGAUAGUAGGAAUAGAUGGGAGAAGGGAGAAAAGAACUCCAUUAAUGAGAUCAAACAUGAAAAUGUUUCAAAAGACAUAAAUAAGUCUAGAGAAGUUUUAGAGUCUAAAAAACACUACUAUUCAUCUCUUGGGAACAGAUGAAUAGAAACAGAACUGCAGGCUUCUAAAAAUAAACAGAAAAAAAAGAUAAAAGAAUAUUACCAAUAAUUAAAGGUGCCAGAUCAAUAUGAAAAUGACAAGUAAUUUGAUCAACUAAAUUUUUAUUGAAUUAGAUUUACUAAAGAAAAAUGGCUUAAAUUUUGACUGUAUUAACUACAAGUGUCAUGAAUUAUAAUCAUUAUAAAUGGUAUAAAUGCCUUCUAUGAUAUGAUUAUUUUCUGUAUAUUAUAAAAUGGAACUUUUGGAUUACAUAAAGUACUUUUGUUACAUUUUUAAAUACAUGCUUUUACCUAAUAAAAGUUACUCCUUUAUGUUCAGAAGUUAAA